AUGAGCAACCUCAUGGAGGCCUCCGUCUGCCAUGCCUCUCCCCGCGCACCGCCCUACCGCGCACCGCCCUACCGCGCACCGCCCUUCCGCGCACCUCCCUGCCGUGCACAGGCGGUGCCACAGCAGCAGCGGCUGGCGCGCGCUGGCCUGCGAGGUUGCGCAGCACUGAGCCUCCCUGGCGCGCAGCGCGCAAGCGGGGUGGUGGCGCGCGGAGGGCGGACGGCGUGCAGCAGUGCGCGUGUGCGCUGUCAGGCUAGCAGCUCUGCCGCUGCUGGGAAACAUGGAUGGGCGGAAGAUGAUGAGCGAGCCUCGCCUGCCCUUGCUGCUGCUCCAAUGCCACUUGCUGCCGGUCCCCCUCCCCAAACCGUGCCUGCUCACGUGGACAUCACAGCUCCCGCUGCUUCCCCUUCUGACUCCCUAGCCGCUGCUGCUGCUGCUGCUCCCACACCGACACAUGCAGCAUCGGCCACUGCUCAUGCUGCCGUUCCGCCUUCCCUAGCCAGCGAGCUGCCAACAGCAGGCGAGGUGGGGCAGCAGCAGGCAGCAGGGGAGGCGGCAGGGGAGGAAGCAGGAGAGGUGGGCACGGCAAGCCCUGGCGAGGAAGCAGCAGAGGGGGUGGAGCUCAGUCUCGCGGAGAAGGAACGGUUCGACUGGAACAAGGCGUGGUACGCGGUGGGGGUGAUUGCAGACAUGGACGCGAGUCGCCCGCACGCGCUCACAGUGGUGGGCCGCCCCCUCGUGCUCUGGCGGGACGCCUCCCACACCUGGCGCGCCUUCGCUGACCAGUGCCCGCACCGCUUGGUUCCACUGUCCGAGGGCCGCAUAGACGCGGAGGGGCGCCUGGCGUGUUCGUACCACGGGUGGGCGUUUGCAGGCAGUGGUGCGUGCCAGCUCAUCCCGCAGGCGCCCCAGGACAACCCGGGCCAGCCCCCCCGCGCCCUCUCCUCUCCCCGCGCCUGCGCCACCGCCUUCCCCACCAGGGAGCUCCAUGGCAUUCUCUUCGUGUGGCCCGACAGCGCCUCUGCAGAGCAGGCGGAGCGCACAGCCAUCCCCGAGCCCGAGGGCGUGGAGUGGGAUGCGUGUGACAUGAUGGUGCACGCGCGGCGCGUGAGCUACAGCUACGAGGUGCUGGCGGAGAACUUUGCCGACCCCGCGCACAUCUUCUUCGCCCACCACGGCUUCGGCCCGCUGCACCGCCACCAGGGCGCUCCCAUGAAGGAGAUCAGCUUGCACUCUCUGACCAAGGACGGCUUCCAAGGCACCUUUCACGAUGCUCUCUCGCCUGCCAUCUUCACAUUCAGCGCCCCCUCGUUCAUCUGUUACAACCGCGCCCUCCCUCCAUCGCCGGCGGCAACAGCGGCAGCGGCGGCGGCGGGAGAAGCUCCCCCGGCGCCUACAACGGCAAUCGCGUGCCUGUACAUGACGCCCAUGCGCCCGGGGGAGUGCCUCAUGAUCUCCCUGCAGGGUAACGACGAGGGCGUGGAGAAGGGCAACAAGGGGGCAGCACCGAGGAGGAAGACGCAGUGGAACGAGCAGUUUGCAUCGCGGAGGUGGUGCGCGCACCUCUUCACUCACGCUCUCUUUGACAGUACGAUGCCCGCUCGCCCUGCUUGCCUCUCAUGCCCGCCCUGCUUGCCUCUCGUGCCUUAG
Messenger RNA from Closterium sp. Yama58-4, 1650 nucleotides. NCBI's taxonomy places the organism in Eukaryota, Viridiplantae, Streptophyta, Zygnematophyceae, Desmidiales, Closteriaceae. The record is from the annotation of a GenBank genome assembly.